This is a messenger RNA of Aspergillus mulundensis, 351 nucleotides long. RefSeq names its product EF-hand superfamily Ca2+-modulated protein. Bases 1 to 351 code for a protein of 116 amino acids. The transcript has 2 exons. NCBI's taxonomy places the organism in Eukaryota, Fungi, Ascomycota, Eurotiomycetes, Eurotiales, Aspergillaceae. The record is from RefSeq and is a predicted model, not a curated record.
AUGCCACCCCAGCCACCAAAGAAGCGCUCCGCGCCCAGCGCAGCCUCAUCGACCCCGAAGAAGCCCAAAGCGCGACAGUCCAAGCUCGCAAAGGAGAACGACAUCAGCGGCGAAGAGGAGGCCGAAAUCAAGGAGGUGUUCCACAUAUUCUCGGAGAGUAAUGAGGACUUCCCCGAUGAGAAAGAGGGCGUGAUAGCGCGCGAGGAUGUCCGGAAGGCUCUUGUGCCUCGCCCCGUCCUCCCCCAAAGAACUGCAGUCGAUUCUCUCGGCGAUAGACCCCACGGCGACCGGGUACGUCCCCUACGCGCCAUUCCUGUCCGUUGCGGCGGCGAAGCUGCGGUCGCGGUCUGA